This is a messenger RNA of Labeo rohita (rohu), 1502 nucleotides long. RefSeq lists its product as uncharacterized. The coding region runs from base 106 to 888 and encodes 260 amino acids. The transcript has 6 exons. Gene Ontology annotation, cellular component: plasma membrane. Lineage: Eukaryota; Metazoa; Chordata; Actinopteri; Cypriniformes; Cyprinidae. The record is from RefSeq and is a predicted model, not a curated record. Gene Ontology annotation, molecular function: transmembrane signaling receptor activity.
CAUGGUCUUAUGUUUAGACAGGUUGUUCCUCAAUUUGAAAAGAAUAUGAAGUUCACCAGAGUCAGUCCAGCUUUUUAGAGAAUAUCUGAGCUAUUUGAGAGGAAAAUGAAGCUGAUUUUCUUUUUUCUUGUCCUCUUGAAGAACGGGAUUCAUCCAACAGAAGGACUUCGUGUGUUUUAUUCAUCGGAGGGAAUUAUUUUAAAAUAUUUAUUUCUACCAUAUUAUAAUAGUUAUCAAAAAUGUUGUUGUAAGUUUUAUCAGUCGGGGUGCAUCAUCUUUGUGAAUGAUAGAGGACAAUUUAACUCCCUGUAUCGAGGAAGAAUAUUCAUAACCAAUUAUUAUGGAGAAUUUGAGGUAAAAAUUACAAACCUGAAUGUAAUGGAUGCUGGCAGAUACAGAUGUGGUGUCGUAGACUUCCCUGCCACCUAUCAAGAUGUUGAAGUUACAGUUUCUGACUUCAAUUAUUUCAGUGGUGUAGCCACAGCUCCUCUCCUGCCAAAAUCCUCCAUCAAACCAACUGUCUGGCCUUCUUCUUCUCCCUCUACAACCAUUAGCAAGCAUGAUGCAGAGACAAUCAGCAGUGACAGUUGGAGGACAUCCUACACGCUAGCUGCUGUUGUAAGUGUUCUGGUGUUUGCUGUCAUCUCAAUGACACUGCUCGUGUAUUGUCUAAAGACCAGGAAGAAGAAAUCCACAGAUAAAAGUGAAAUUUGUGGUUUUCCUAACACCACCCUGGAGCAGAAUGGCAUCAUCUACUCUUCAGUGAACUUCCAGCCACACCAGGAUCCAUUUGAACUUUAUGCCAAUUUGCAGAUACAAAACCCAAGAUGUACAUUCACAGUAGAGGAAAGUGUAGAAUAUUCCGCUAUCAUGACAACACCAGCAUAAACAUUUGCAAACUUUGUGUUUUAUGUUUUCAUUGCUUUCUUUUGUUUUUGUUGUGUUUGCUUUUGUUUUCUUGAGGGAUUUUUUUUCUUGAAACUGUAUUAUUAUUUCAUCACUGUACUGAUACUGUAGUAGUCAUUCUAUUCUUGAAAAUUUUAUGAUGAUGAUAAAUGCCUAAAUGUCUAUAGCAGUAAAACAUAUAUUAUUUAAAAAUUAGUUACUCUUUACUCUGAAACUGUUUAGGUUUUAAACUUGAUAUAGGUGUCUUAUAAGGACUUGAAUCAGGCAGGAUGACAAUUUGUGAUGCAAUAAUUAUAAUUGCAAAGUUUAUUUUGGAUGAACAGCUUCAAUUAUGAAACUCUAGAUUUUGAAAUCGGUGCAAACCAGUUUUUGCAAUCCAGUACUUCUUUAGGCAGCAACAGUUAGACCCAUUAGAAUCUAGAAAUAGUCUAAAAGCUAGGCAACAUAAACAAAAUGUGGUGAUGCCUGUAGUGUGUGACAUAUUAUGUUAGUAUCGAAUAGGAUUUAAGGGACACUGGGUUAAUCAAGGCCACUCAAAUGAAUCAAGUCUACCAAUUUCCACAAACCAUACCAAUAAAUUCAGCAGUGACAUUUUA